Molecule: messenger RNA, 499 nt
Organism: Pogonomyrmex barbatus (red harvester ant)
Lineage: Eukaryota; Metazoa; Arthropoda; Insecta; Hymenoptera; Formicidae
Product: DNA polymerase alpha catalytic subunit-like
Biological process (GO): lagging strand elongation; leading strand elongation; mitotic DNA replication initiation
Cellular component (GO): alpha DNA polymerase:primase complex
Molecular function (GO): chromatin binding; single-stranded DNA binding; DNA-directed DNA polymerase activity
Source: RefSeq, a predicted model, not a curated record
CAUUAAGGUUAUGAUUGCAAAAAAACAGCUCAUAUGUAAGAAGAUCUCGAAACCAAAGAUCAUGAGUGAAAUACCCGAGUGAGAAGUUAUCAAAUGUAAUUCUAAUACCAGUAAUUCCCGUUCACACAAGGCAAUAAUGACAUGAUGUUGCAUUUGGCGGCGCUUGGUGGACAUUACAAACAACUAAACGCCGGGAGAUUCUCGAAGACACGAAACACUAUUUAUGGCGAUACUGAUUCCCUAAUGAUAAAUACUAACAUUUUGGAAUACGAUGAUGUAUUUUCAAUUGGCAGAAAGAUUAUGCGCAAAAUCAACAAUCGAUACAAGAAAGUUGAAUUCGAUGGAGAUAUCGAUGGAGUAUUCCGAUAUUUAUUGCUCUUACAAAAGAAAAAUAUGCUGCGGUUACAAUGUCGAAAUUGCCAAACGGUCAGAUACAGUUGGCACAAGAACAUAAAGGUCUCGAUAUUGUAAGAAGAGAUUAGUGUCCAUUGGCCUGUGA